This is a messenger RNA of Ostrinia nubilalis (European corn borer), 1611 nucleotides long. It is a transcript of the gene ReepB, whose product is annotated as receptor expression-enhancing protein 5-like. The transcript has 5 exons. Bases 106 to 693 code for a protein of 195 amino acids. NCBI's taxonomy places the organism in Eukaryota, Metazoa, Arthropoda, Insecta, Lepidoptera, Crambidae. The record is from RefSeq and is a predicted model, not a curated record.
CAUUACUUCUGUCUGUCAUUGUCUUGUCAACGAGUCGUGGCCGCGGGUGAUCUGCCAAAGUACCAAUUACAUUUCCAAAAAAAUCGCCCGUAACUACCUAAAACAAUGGGUUCCAAAUUGCAAGAGUACAAAGACACCUUAGAGCGCAGCUUAGUCGACAAAAGCAAACCGUGGACCAAAUAUUUCGACAAGGCUGAGCAGAGGACCGGCGUGAACAGAGUUUACCUAUUCGUUGGUUUGGUCGCGUUCACCGGUUUAUAUUUAGUGUUCGGUUUUGGAGCUGAGCUGAUAUGCAACACGAUUGGGUUCGUGUACCCAGCCUACAUGUCAAUGAAGGCGUUGGAGUCCCCUCAGAAGGAUGACGACACGAAAUGGUUGACGUACUGGGUGGUGUACGCGUGUUUCUCGGUCGUGGAGUACUUCUCAGACUUCAUUGUCGGCUGGUUCCCGCUCUACUGGUUAAUAAAGUGCAUCUUCGUCAUAUGGUGCUACCUGCCCACCGAGUACAACGGCUCCCUGGUGAUCUACUACCGCAUCAUCCGCCCGUACUACUUGAAGCACCAUGACCGCAUCGACAAUAUGGCCAACUCUGACGACACAUUGAAGGCCGUUGUAAAGGAAAUCAAGGAUGACAUCAAGCGGGAUGUCAUUGACAUUAAGAAAAAUGUCAGCAAAUUUCUGAAGGACCUUUAAAUGACCCCACCCGCUUGGUAGCAGAUGCGGUUAGGAAGAACAACUAAGUAGUACGUCGUGACAUUUGGGGGCGAAAGUACAAAAUGGUUUUCAGCACCCGCUUUAGCUUUUAGCACAACACAGGCCUAAAAUUUUACAUUUGACGACCAUUUAUAUGACAUUUUACACCCAAAGGAGCCUGUAUUCUCCGAUGUUUGAUGCAAACUUGCCUUCAGUUUUGUCAAGUCAAUUAAUAAUUAGAAAAUUGACGCUUGUUGAUAUAAAACUUUCAAUUAGUUAUUUAUCAAUUUUUAGAAAGUUUCAUUGACUUUGAAUAAUCGAAAACAUUUGCCUGAUUUAUGGAAAUGCAAUUUUGAAAGUACCUACCCGUAUUUAUAACGAAAACCAUGUAUUAUUUUUAAUUAUUAAGUUGUUUUGUAUAAUCGUGACACAAUUUUACAUAUUUCUUUUUUAGUUCUAAAAUUUUAGUUGAAUCUUCUCUUUUUGGCUGGUAAGAUCUUUUAGGGAUUAGAAAUUAAGUAAAUGCUUCGGUUAGUUUUUUUAUUUCCCUAUUGUAAGAUCUCUUAGUGAAGCAAUGAAUUUCUAUGUUUAAUUUCCUUAAAGAUUUGCUCAAGGAGUGUUGUCACAGUAAUGUUGUUUUAAGUUUUUUCCUAAGAUUGCAUAAUUGUUAGUUUUUUAAACACGUGUUACCCUAAAAAUCCCCAAUGAUGCCAGAACUUUCAUAGUUUUAUUACCAUUUUUAUACUGUUGAAAGCCAAAGAGCUUUCGCAUGGCCCUAAUGAGGAAUUUUGCCACAUUUUGCUUGUAUUUUAAACAAAGUUACCGAUGUUACGUGCCUUUGAUGUUUUGGCUGUCCGCGUAAAUAUUUGUACUCAUUGAAGGAAUUUUUUCACAUAAUAAAAGGAAUUCAUUGUAUAA